CUGAGGUUUACCGAAGUGUUUGCUGUUUCAGAUGAUGAACAGCCUGAUGAGGCAAAAUGCGGAUGCCCGCCGACGCCAACUCUCAGUGCGAACGUUCAGCGUCAUCCCUCUACAGUCUUGAUCAGUGGCGGAAUGAAUAUGACAAAGGAUGUUCUCAGUGAGCUCUUCGGCAUAUUGCUCCUUAAAAGUGGAAUCUCCAAGGAAGCUGGAGGAAUCGUUGAAUGGGUCCCGAACUUAGUCCCGUAUAGAGGUGUUCUACAGCCACUUUUUGAAGAGAAAGGAGAUCCACUCCCAGAUGCGCAGUGGUUUACCAAUUGGAAUGCAACCGCGCCAAUUGAGGAUCGUCUGGAAAAGAUGCGGUCAACGUUUUACCGGCGUUACCCAUUGGUUAUGGCUGAAUGGUUCAGGUAA
Messenger RNA from Cooperia oncophora, 411 nucleotides. NCBI's taxonomy places the organism in Eukaryota, Metazoa, Nematoda, Chromadorea, Rhabditida, Trichostrongylidae. The record is from the annotation of a GenBank genome assembly.